This is a messenger RNA of Talpa occidentalis (Iberian mole), 860 nucleotides long. RefSeq names its product peroxisomal membrane protein 2 (gene PXMP2). NCBI's taxonomy places the organism in Eukaryota, Metazoa, Chordata, Mammalia, Eulipotyphla, Talpidae. Gene Ontology annotation, cellular component: cytoplasm; membrane. The record is from RefSeq and is a predicted model, not a curated record.
AUGGCGCCGGCGGCGUCGCGGCGGGCCGCGGCCGGGCUCGGGGCGCUCCCGCGGCGCGCGCUCGCCCAGUACCUGCGGCUCCUGCGGCUGCACCCCGUGCGCACCAAGGCGGCCACCAGUGGCAUUCUGUCAGCUCUCGGGAACGUCCUGGCCCAGAUAAUUGGGAAGAAACGGAAAAAAGAAAACUCCUCUCAAAAGCUAGCCAUCAGUGGACCUCUCAGAUACGCCAUCUAUGGGUGCUUCUUUACAGGGCCACUGAGCCACUACUUCUACCUGCUCCUGGAGCUCUGGGUCCCGCCCGGGAUGCCCGGGGCCCCGCUCAAGCGUCUGCUGCUGGACCGCCUGCUCUUCGCGCCCACCUUCCUGCUGCUGUUCUUCCUGGUCAUGGGCCUCCUGGAGGGCAAGGACGCGGCCGCCUGCGUGGCCCAGGCGAGGACGGGCUUCUGGCCCGCGCUGCUGAUGAACUGGCGAGUGUGGACCCCCGCGCAGUUCAUCAACCUCAACUACGUGCCUUUGCAGUUCCGUGUGCUCUUCGCCAACCUGGUGGCCCUGAUCUGGUACACCUACCUGGCCUCUCUGGGGAAGUGAAGAUGGCCACAGGAGAAGCUGGCACUGUGGAGGGACCGAGGGAUGCCCACCUGGCAAGGACCAGCGGCAGGAGCAGCCUGACUCUGUAUCACCUGGUUCCGGGUGCCCUAAGAUGGCGGCUGGGAAAGCAGCAGCCCAAGUCAGGGGCCUGAGCAGCCCUAGAAACUGGGACUACACCGGAGUGAUUCUGUGUGCCCUUAGAUCCGACUAGAUCACAGUAAACUCUGAUGCCGCCUCUAUGGGUGACUUUAAUUUCCCAGAAAAGUGCUAUC